AUGGCGAAUGGAGGUUUCUGUUUCCAAAUGCUGAUGGUCACAAAGAACAACUAUGACAAUUGGAGUAUCAAGAUGAAGGCGCUACUAGGAGCUCAAGAUAUGUGGGAUAUCGUUGAGAAAGGCUUCAAGAAGCGAGAUGAAGCCUUGCUAAGCCAAGGUCAAUCGGUGGAUGAAGUUACAUUUGAGAAGAUCUCCAAUGCAACGACGACCAAAGAAGCAUGGGACAAGCUUCAAACUUGCAACAAAGGAGUGGAACAGGUGAACAAGAUUCGUCUUCAAACUCUUAGAGGUGAUCUUGAACGUUUAUUUAUGGUAGAGACUGAGUUAAUUUCUAAUUUUUUUUGUCGAGUAUUGGCCGUAGUCAAUCAACUCAAAAGAAAUGGUGAAGAUGUUGAUGAGGUGAAAGUCAUGGAGAAAAUGUUUCGCACUUUAGAUCCAAAUUUUAACUUCAUUGUUACCAACAUUGAAGAAAAAGGGGAUUUAAAGAGCAUGACUAUUGAGCAACUCAUGGAUUCCUUACAAGCAUACGAAGAAAAACAAAAGAGAAUUUUUUUUAAAAAGGAGGUUAUGGAGCAACUACUACAACUCAAUGUAAAGGAAGCAAACUAUGUGAAUUACAAGAUCCAAAGAGGACGAGGUCGUGGCCAAGAUCGUGGGCGUGGAAGAGGACAUGGAUGA
Molecule: messenger RNA, 678 nt
Organism: Lathyrus oleraceus (garden pea)
Lineage: Eukaryota; Viridiplantae; Streptophyta; Magnoliopsida; Fabales; Fabaceae
Exons: 2
Coding region: 1-678 (225 amino acids)
Source: RefSeq, a predicted model, not a curated record